AUGUCCGUGUCGGCGGUCGCCUCGCUGCGGCCCCUCCACGGCCGCUGCCUCCGCCACGCCACCACCGGCCUGCUGUCCGUCCAGCUCCGGUCGCGGACCGCCAGCGUCCACGUCCAGGCCGUCGUCACGCUCCGCCCGCAGAGGCGGUACCAAUCGAGUCCCGCGCGGACCGGCAAAGAUGAUGAUGAGGCGCCGCGCAGGCCGGAGCAGCCCAAGAUGACGUUCGGGCGCUUCGUCGGGCAUGCGCUGCGCGCCAGCUUCCGCAACAUGGCCGUCGCGCUGAGUCCGCGCGGUAUCCGGACUGCGUUUCGCGACUCUCCCGCCAUGACGAGCAUCAGCAUCGUCCUUCUCGUCCUCACACUCGCCGUCUCCGCCGUCGCCGUGCGCGCCUACCUCCAAGCCUUCUACAACUCCCAGUUCAGCCGGUACCCAGAGCCGGUCGCCAACACGCUGCGGCGAGCCAUAUACUACACAAAUGUCCGCCCCGAGCCGGAGCUGGCCCUCAAAUACUAUAAGAAGGCCAUGGAGCAGUGCGCCGAGCUGGGCCUCGACCCCUUCUCCGACGAGGUGAUUGGCAUCCGCAUCCAGACCUCGUUCUGGCUGCAAAAGAUUGGCAGCUACAAGCCCGCCAUUGAGGUGCUCGAGUCGGUGCUAGACGACUGCAGGAAGUGGGUCGACGUCAUGGAAAAGUCGGUCGCGGAUGGCCAAGUCGACGCCAAGGGCUACUAUGUGUCCGAGGCGGCGGAGCAAGCGCCAGCGCCAGCGAAACCCGAGGCUCAAGAUUCCAAGUCGGUCAAGAAAGAUGGCGAGCCUGCUCCUGCGCCCGAGACGCUGUGGCGAAAGCGACAACGCCUGCUAGCCAAGGCCAUCGGCACCGCGGUCAAGCUCGGAGAGCUGUACUCUGACGAGCACGUCCUCAACCCCGAAAAGUCGCACUCGCACCUGGUCUGGGCGGUCGAGGCAUCGCUGAAGGAGUUUCAGCGGCGGAGGACCGACGGCGUCAAGCCCGGCGAGGAGUCGUGGCUGACGCCCGAAGAGCUGGGCGGCUCCAUGGAGUCGCUCGGGCGCGACUACGAGCGGCGGUCGCAGUUCCAGCUCGCCAUCCCGCUCUUCUUCCAGGCCCUGCGGCUGUGCGAGACGCCCUGCCACCGUGCCGUCAUCAUGAACAACCUGUCCGCCGCCUUCGCCCAGCACCCCAUCUACACGCCCGCCGAGGUGGAGGCAUCGUCCGAGGCGCUCAAGGACGUGCUCACGACGGCCAUGCCGACGACGCGCAAGGACUGCCUGGAUGCGGCGCUCAACUGGGCGCGCAAUGCGUACGAGCACGCGCAGGACGUCAAGGGCGAGGAGCGCACGGUCGAGUGCGACGAGGCGUGCGCUGUGGCGCUGUGCAACUGGGGCGACGUGGCUGCCAUGCUGGGCAAGACGGAGCUCGCGAGGAAGAAGUACAGGCAGUGCAUCGAGAUGAGCCGCAAAAUGGAGUUUGCGCCAGGGGUCAGGCAGGCGCAGGAGGGGCUGGCGCGAUUGACGUCGACGCCGGCUGACCAGGUGUGA
This is a messenger RNA of Purpureocillium lilacinum, 1554 nucleotides long. RefSeq lists its product as uncharacterized. Lineage: Eukaryota; Fungi; Ascomycota; Sordariomycetes; Hypocreales; Ophiocordycipitaceae. Gene Ontology annotation, molecular function: misfolded protein binding. The record is from RefSeq and is a predicted model, not a curated record. Gene Ontology annotation, biological process: protein quality control for misfolded or incompletely synthesized proteins. Gene Ontology annotation, cellular component: i-AAA complex.